This is a messenger RNA of Helianthus annuus (common sunflower), 1977 nucleotides long. Its product is annotated as protein NRT1/ PTR FAMILY 1.2. Gene Ontology annotation, molecular function: transmembrane transporter activity. Gene Ontology annotation, biological process: transmembrane transport; oligopeptide transport. The record is from RefSeq and is a predicted model, not a curated record. Gene Ontology annotation, cellular component: plasma membrane. The coding region runs from base 62 to 1813 and encodes 583 amino acids. NCBI's taxonomy places the organism in Eukaryota, Viridiplantae, Streptophyta, Magnoliopsida, Asterales, Asteraceae. The transcript is spliced from 4 exons.
AUAUUAUACAUAAAAAAGAAAAGAGUGUGUGUGUGUGAGAGAGAGAGAGAGAGAGAGAGAGAUGGAGAUUCAUUCUAUAGAAGAAGAAAGUGAGAUGACACAAGAAAAGUCAUCAAGAAUUAGAAAGGGUGGUUUCAGAACCUUGCCAUUCAUCUUAGCAAAUGAAUCAUUUGAAAAAGUGGCAAGUUAUGGACUACUUCCAAACAUGAUUAUAUACCUCUUGGUGGAUUACCAUAUGAGUUUCACUAAGGGCACAAACAUCAUUUUAAUUUGGUCCGCGGCCACCAAUUUCCUACCGAUCGUCGGAGCUUUUCUCGCGGAUUCAUUUCUCGGCCGAUUCCUCACCAUUUUUCUUGGCUCUAUCAUUAGUCUCAUGGGUAUGAUCCUUCUAUGGUUAACAACAAUGAUCCGUGAUGUAAAACCGCCCCUAUGUGAUCCUCGGAAUCCUUCAACGUGUAAAUCACCAACACCCAUUCAGUAUACUCUUCUUUAUUCAGCUUUUGCUUUUAUGUCCAUUGGAGCUGGUGGGGUCCGCCCAUGUUCUUUGGCAUUUGGGGCGGACCAAAUCGACACAAAGGACGUUACAAAGCGAGAGAGACGGUUGGAGAGCUUCUUUGGAUGGUAUUAUUCCAUGGCUAUUAUGGGGGUCAUGAUUGCAAUUACGGCUAUCGUUUAUAUUCAAGAUCAUCAUGGAUGGAGAGUCGGGUUUGGGAUCCCGGUUAUUCUCAUGUUUAUCUCUACUCUUUCGUUUGUUGUCGCUUAUCCUCUUUACUAUAAGAUGAAGGUUGAAAAAAGCUUGUUUACUAGCUUGUGUCAAGUGAUAUAUGUGGCCUGGAAAAAUAGAAGGAUUGAGCUGCCCAACUCAGUUGAUGGCUCGUGGUAUAACAAAAAUGAUGCAAACGUUACUAAGCCGACGGAUAACUUAAGGUUCUUAAAUAAAGCUUGCACUCUUAGCAUAGCCCACAAUACGACCGAUGCAAUUGCUAAAGAUCAAUGGAUCGUGUGCACGGUAGAUCAAGUCGAAGAGCUAAAGGCACUCAUUAAAGUGAUCCCAUUAUGGUCGUCGUGUAUAAUGUUAUCGGUCGCCAAUAGUCAAACCACAUUUCCAGUCCUUCAAGCUCGAGCCAUGGAUAGACACAUCACGUCGGGAUUUGAAAUCCCCGCAGCCUCAUUCAGCUUUUUCACAAUCGUAUCUAUAAUGGUUUGGGUUAUACUAUAUGACCGGGCUAUCCUCCCUUUAUUAUCUGAAAUACAAGGGAAGCCCGUUUAUAUAAGUGUAAAGUUAAGAAUGGGGGCGGGUCUCGUGUGCUCAAUAGUAGCGCUGGUGAUUUCAGCGAUUGUAGAACACGUAAGGAAAAAUAAAGCGAUUGAAAACGGGUUUUUGAAUAAUCCUCAAGGGGUUAUAAGUAUGUCUGCAUUGUGGCUUAUUCCACAACAUGUUCUAAGCGGGUUGGCAGAUGCGUUGAACAUAAUUGGUCAAAACGAGUUCUAUUAUACCGAAUUCCCUAAGAGUAUGUCUAGUGUCGCCAUGGCACUUUAUAUGCUCGGUGCGGCCUUUGCAAGCUUAUUGGCUAGUCUUUUGCUAAGCACUGUGAAUGAUUUAACAAAAGGGCAUGGAAAAGACAGUUGGGUUUCGACUAAUAUCAACAAGGCUCAAUAUGAGAAGUAUUAUUGGCUCCUUGGUGUUAUGAGUUGUAUAAAUUUAUUGUAUUAUGUUGUAUGUAGUUGGCGUUACAGGUCGUCUGUAGGUAAAACAGUAGUAGAGGGCAAUAAAACUAGUGAUCCGGGCGUUGAACUUGGGUCGACAAGCUAGAAAUUAGGAUCAUAGGUUUGAAGUUUGAACAAUGUAUAUGUUUCAAGCUCUACAUCUAUUGAUGCAUUUGUAGUUUCUUAAAGCGUCUAUCGCUCAAAUGUAUACCGUCAUAUGUCAUUUCAAAUGCAUUGUUUGGAAUGAAUCGGUCUGAAAACUUGUGAUAA